Molecule: messenger RNA, 2098 nt
Organism: Juglans regia (Persian walnut)
Lineage: Eukaryota; Viridiplantae; Streptophyta; Magnoliopsida; Fagales; Juglandaceae
Product: phosphatidylinositol 3,4,5-trisphosphate 3-phosphatase and protein-tyrosine-phosphatase PTEN1
Exons: 8
Coding region: 554-1801 (415 amino acids)
Biological process (GO): phosphatidylinositol dephosphorylation
Cellular component (GO): cytosol
Molecular function (GO): phosphatidylinositol-3,4,5-trisphosphate 3-phosphatase activity; protein tyrosine phosphatase activity
Source: RefSeq, a predicted model, not a curated record
ACCAACCCAAUCAUUGACAGGGUAUGAAAAUUCCCACUGCCAAACAGGUCGUUAAAAUUUCAGUUACCUGGACGACCCAAAAUUCCCCCGCCAACCCAACAGUGAAGACCUUCCGAAUAUUGCAAAAUAUAUAUGAUGGAAAAAAUGUUCCAAAAUUCCAAAACAUUACCCUAACUUCUCGGCCAGAUUUGCUCCAAAUUUGGGGCUGAGGUAAAAUGGUGCAAAAACGCCCUCCAAAUUUGGCACAGACAAUCCAAUUUCACUCCCCAAAAAUGGAGACCAUCGUCACCUCCCGCCCUCGCUCACUGCCCACCCCCAAUCGAACAUUUUUUCCAUAUUCUCCACCAGCACUUUCUAGGGUUUCCCUAAAUCUUGAUUUUUAUUUCCUCUUCGGUGCCCUAGAAAUUGCUUCUAAUUCUUUUUUCUUUUCCUUCUAUAUUCAUAAUUACUUUCUUUUUUUUGGAUUGGAGGUUAUUCAAUAUUAGUGAAUCACAAGCUUCAUGUUCAGCUCAGGUCUCAUACCUAUUCAUAAAUUGCCUGCCCUCUCAGCCAAAUGGGAUUGAAACUUUCAAAGCAGGGGCCAAGGAGGGCUGAAGAGCUAAGUUUACAUAAUCAUCUGAUUAAUUGUCUCAGCAAAAGUCUUUAUGUCCGUAACUUGGUAUCUAAGCAGCGAAGGCGUAUGCUCGUAGCUGGUUAUGAUCUUGACAUGUCAUAUAUCACCGAUCAGGUUCUGGCAAUGUCAUUCCCUGCAGAACGAAUGCGAGCAGUGUAUCGUAAUCCUCUCUGGCAGGUCCAGUCCGUGCUUGACAUGAGACAUCAGGGGCACUAUAAGAUCUACAAUCUCUGUAUAGAAGAAUCUUAUGAUCCCUCACAUUUUCAUGGCCGUGUGGACGCAUAUCCUUUUGAUGACAACCAUGUUCCACCUCUCCAAAUGGUUAAGACUUUCUGUGAAAGUGUACAUUCAUGGCUAUCAAGUGACCCAGAAAAUAUUGCUGUCAUACAUUGCAUGGCAGGCAAAGGCCGAACAGGCUUAAUGGUAUGCGCCUAUCUUGUUUACAUUGGCAUGUCGGCAGAUGAGGCUCUUCAGUUAUAUGCAGACAGACGGACCACCAAUAAUGAAGGAGUUUCAAUACCUAGCCAACGCCGUUAUGUGGGAUACUGGGAAAAUAUAGUUUCUUUUCCUAGGGGAAUUGAUAAUGAACCGUCAGGUGUAAAUUUGCCUAAACCAUGUAGCAGAGAAUUGCGGCGGAUCCGACUACAUGACAUGGUUAACAUUGACAGAAUCUUCUUUGUGGUCUCAGAAUUGCAAGAGAAACCCGACCAGAUGUAUCAUCCGUCUGUGGAAGUUACGCGGAAUUGUUGCAGACCAAUUAAGAAGGGUUACCAAAGAACAAACAGUCCUCGAUACUAUAUCUCUUUUGCCAACGGCGAUAAGGAGGACAAACCACAGUCAGAAGAAGAACAUGUUGUAGUCCAAAUGGACACAGAAAGUUCCAUAAUCUACCAGAAGACCUGUCUCGAUCAUUAUUUUGAUAAACCUUUACAAGUUACUGGAGAUGUGCGCAUUAUAUUCUACCAAAAAAUGUUUGGAGGGCGUCUCUUCUAUUGUUGCUUCAAUACAGCUUUUAUUAGGAACAGCUUGAUACAGCUCACUGUGAGGGAGUUGGAUAAAGUUGGGAAAAAGGGAAGAUCAAUAUGUGGCCCUAAUUUCUGCUUGGAGUUGCUAUUUGGUCCUGCUAAUGCAAAGCAGUCAUCAUGGACUGCAGCAUCUGGGGGGGAUGAUGUUGAAAGUGAUAACUAGUGGUGAAAUCUUUUUUUUUUUUUUUUUACAGUGGUUCUGUAUUUAGAGAAUCACAUGAUUGGGUCACUUUACAAUUUUAAAUUUAUACACAUAUUAUACCUGUAAAAUCUUCUCCCAGAAUGGAUAAAUCCCUCCAGUCUUACAACAGUAGUACUGUAUACCGCCAUAUUCAUCUGGCUGUCUUGCCGUCUAAUUUUUUUUUUUCAUUGGCGGGAAGCAGUGUGAAUAGCCUAAUAGGAGGAUUUUUUAUUUUUAUUUUUAUUUAUUUGUAAUUUGGUAUUGAGAGCAACAUUCUUU